AACCCUUCCGGGUGCGUGCUGGGGGGGGGGAGGAGGGAGAAAAAAAAAAGAGGUGGCUUCGCCCGGAGUGGCCGCCGCCGCCGCCGCCGCCGCCGGACGGCCCCCGCCCCUUUCCCCUCCGCGAGCAGCGGCGCUGGGGCGGCGGUGAGACGGAGGAGCGGGCCGCUGGCCAUGGCCUUGGCGUGACGGAGCCUCCCGGGCGGCCGGGCGGGUGCGGACGGCGGGGCCGGACGACGCCCGCGGGAGCCGCGGCCCAGAGACCCGCCCGGGCGGCAGUGACUGGAGCCGAGCCCACAGGCCUGGGCCGGCUCGGCGGCGCGAGCAGGAAGCGGGGUCCCUGGGCCCCUUUGUGUGAAGGGCGGGGGAGGGGUGCCGGGCCGCCCCUGGCCGCGGGGGCCCCCAGUUCUGCGGCCCCCACCGCUUCUCUCGGGGGCGCGGCGCGUCUCCCCACCCCGCCUCUCCGGGCUUGCCCUCCUCCCCACGCCCCCUGCCUGGGCUUCGGUUCCUAUAGGAAGGGCAUCACCAUCUCAUCCCCACCCACCCGACACUUGGCUCUUUCCCCUCCCCCUCCCUUAACUUCCUCUUCUUCCCCCGUUGGGCCCUCUGCCUCUCCGCACUCUCCUCCCCAGUUCGCAGAUUUCCGCCCACCUUCCGCCUCCCCGAGCCGCCGCGGCUAGCGGGGUGUUCUUUUUCCCUCCCUCUGGUAGGAGUUGCUGAAGGUGAGACUCAUGAGGGAAUACAAGGUAGUGGUGUUAGGGAGCGGAGGGGUUGGCAAAUCUGCCCUUACGGUGCAGUUUGUCACUGGGACUUUCAUUGAGAAAUAUGACCCCACCAUUGAAGAUUUCUACCGCAAAGAGAUCGAAGUGGACUCUUCCCCCUCCGUGCUGGAAAUUCUGGACACCGCAGGAACUGAGCAGUUUGCCUCCAUGAGAGAUCUCUACAUCAAAAACGGCCAAGGUUUCAUCCUGGUUUAUAGCCUGGUUAAUCAACAGUCUUUCCAGGAUAUCAAGCCCAUGAGAGAUCAGAUUGUCAGAGUGAAGAGAUACGAAAAAGUCCCACUAAUCCUAGUAGGAAAUAAAGUGGAUCUGGAACCAGAAAGAGAGGUUAUGUCUUCAGAAGGCAGAGCCCUGGCUCAGGAAUGGGGCUGCCCUUUCAUGGAAACAUCGGCAAAAAGUAAAUCAAUGGUGGAUGAACUUUUUGCUGAGAUCGUCAGGCAAAUGAACUAUUCGUCCCUGCCCGAGAAGCAAGAUCAGUGUUGUACAACUUGCGUUGUCCAGUAAAAAAAAAAGAACCUCAAUCAUGGCCAUACCGAGCAG
Mirounga angustirostris (Northern elephant seal) is the source of this 1316-nucleotide messenger RNA. It is a transcript of the gene RAP2C, whose product is annotated as RAP2C, member of RAS oncogene family. Bases 729 to 1280 code for a protein of 183 amino acids. Gene Ontology annotation, biological process: Rap protein signal transduction; negative regulation of cell migration. The record is from RefSeq and is a predicted model, not a curated record. Gene Ontology annotation, molecular function: GTPase activity; GTP binding; GDP binding. NCBI's taxonomy places the organism in Eukaryota, Metazoa, Chordata, Mammalia, Carnivora, Phocidae. Gene Ontology annotation, cellular component: plasma membrane. The transcript has 3 exons.